CACGUCCCGCUCUUACCAUAACGACCAUUGAGCAUUUGGAUCAUUCAACUUCUCUCCUCCACAGCCUCCUACUCUCACGAUGUCGGCAACGCAGUACUCGCCGUUUGUUGCCUUGCCAGUCGAACUCCGCGUCCAGAUAUACGAAGAGCUCCUCGACAAGAACAGACCAAGCCAUUUGUACAACUACUCCGCAAUCACCUUAACGAAUCGCCAGAUCCGCAGCGAGUCUACCGAGGUGCUCCUCAAGCAGCCUCGCCACUUCAGCAGUCUUCCUCGCCUAGCAGAAUGGAUCACAAAAGCCCCGCCAAAUCUGGUGCCUUUCGUGAAGGAUAUCUCCAUCCACUUACACAACGACUCUCUCUCAGGCUUCGCAGGAUGCUUGUCAAACUAUUUCUCCAACCCCGCCAAGAUGCAGCCCAACACGGCAGAGUGGUGGGAGUAUCAGUACGCAACCCAAGUCAAGGAAGCACCGCCAUGCUUACAUCGCCCCCUACCGUCUGAGCAGAAGCUGCUCUAUGCCUCUUUUUCGCAAGGCCUUCGACUCUUCACGCCUCAUGGAAAUGCACCACCCAAGAAAGGCAGCAUCGCCGAGACAUGGUCGACGCUGAAGACUCUCCGGACUCUCCGCAUCCUCCGAAUCAUCCAUGGCCCUUCGUAUCCUGGGUCAUUCCCCUUGCGUUGGGACUUAGAGCUCACACUACUUCACUCCAUGAUCGCAGUGGCCUGCCCGGACCUGCACAACCUGACCUACCCGUCUAAUCCACUGCCCAUGGACUUUCUCUCAUCCCUCCCUGAACUACGAGCUCUUCAGUUCGAAGGGUUCUCUUCAACCCCUGCUGUCGCUGCGCUUCCCAUCCUUCAGAAUCUCAAACAUCUGGACUCGUUGGCUCUCUAUGGUUUCCCCUCUCUCUACGGCUUCCCCUCCCGUAACGAUAACGCCUCGGGCCCGCCCGAUCUACCCAGCAUCACGCCAAACAUUCUUAAAGCUAUUAACCCCCUUCGAUCGUUCGAGAUUGCUCAUAUGUCUGACUCUGGCGACUCGCCGUACCUCACCAGCGAGAUGAUCGCGGCAAUGGGUGCACACUGCCCUACACUGCGGCGGUUAAAGGUGCACUCUGGCGGUACACUAAAGAUCGAGGUGUUAAUGGAUCUAUUGAUGUUCAUCAAGGCCUCUCAACUCACAGAACUAUAUCUUGCUUUCCAUUUGCCCGAAAACAUGGAAGAUAUCGACAUCGAGGCACACCUACCGAGCACGAUCAAUAAAUGGGAAUGCCAUUUAAGGACGCGUACGAUGUACAUCCCACGGGGCUCGUCGAAUCUAGCGAUUAGUGGCAUGGCUUGGAAGUAGCUGGCUUGGUAGAACCUCACGAUUAUUGCCAUACUCGGCCAUGUUUGUACGAGAUGUGCAUUCAAAGCUGCUUAUAAAUUGGAUAGUUACCCUACAUGAUAAAGCUUUAAACUAAAAAGAAAACUUGAAAUAAUCAGCGAAAUCA
This is a messenger RNA of Mytilinidion resinicola, 1493 nucleotides long. RefSeq lists its product as uncharacterized. The coding region runs from base 80 to 1348 and encodes 422 amino acids. Lineage: Eukaryota; Fungi; Ascomycota; Dothideomycetes; Mytilinidiales; Mytilinidiaceae. The transcript has a single exon. The record is from RefSeq and is a predicted model, not a curated record.